AUGGAGGGAGUAUUAAACAGUGGGCUUAGAUCAGAAAAACUGAUCUUAUUUGAGAACUGUUUUUAUGUUGUUCUUGUGCUACGUGUGCUAUUUUCAUUGACGUUUUUUUUGUUCGGUGGAGAGAUUUCUCUCGUUUCGUCUUUCUUCGGUAUUGUCGACCUAAAUUUUUUUUUGUUCUCUCCCAACGGCGAAUCGGCGAUUUCAUUUUCUUCCCGUCGAUAUUGUGCCGAUCUCAUCUCCGUUGUCUCCUCGUCUAAGCCCAGUGUCUCCUCUGUCUCCUCGGCGAUCUCUUCGUCUACUCUGUCUUCGUCGUAUCGCCAAGCUCCUCGUCUCCACUGUCUCCGGUAUCUUGCGAAGCUCCUCAGCUCCUCUGCAAGAGAUCUCCUCGUCUCCUCUGUCUCGGCUGGCUCGCAAAUCUCAUUUCCGGCGAACAAAGGCAAAGGAAAAGUUGUGAGCAACAACAUACGCUACGCUGAUGUUAAAUCUACUAGUAACCCUCUGGGAACAACAGGUACCACCGUGUCUCAGUGGAUUAAGAAUCCUCCUGUCUCUGUUGAUUUGCCAUCCACUAGUGAUCUGGGUAUACAAGCUGGAGUCUAUGGAGCUAUGAUGGUUUUGACUUACGUUAACGGUAGUUCCUUGGAGUCUUCUGGGAUGCCUUAUGCUGGUGCUGAUGUUCAUGGACUGAUACUGGCCAGUAGCUUUGGAGCUUCUUUAUACUUCAUGACCAAAAAGAAGGUCAAGCUAGGAAAAGCAGCUGCGUUAACAGCAGAAGGAUUAGUGGCUGGUGCAGUGGUGGGAUCAGCCGUGGAGACCUGGCUCCACGUUGAUGUGGUCCCGUUCCUUGGUCUCCAUUCCCCAGCUGCAGUGGUGAGUGAAUUCAUAGUCUUCUCUCAGUUCUUGGUCUCUCUAUGCUUAAGAACACUCAAAAGUAAACAACUCCUAGACAUCAAUCACUCUUCAUGCUCAUAUUCGAUUCCUUGGCAUGAUGCAAGGCCCUCUGACUCAGCUCUUGGAGGUGGCAGCAGACCCCUUCGUCAAUCUACUUCAGAUCAGAGCAUCUCAUCUCUCGCUUCUUUGCUGCUUCUAGUAGCACAGUUUUCACCAGCCGCUUUGCAAUUCCCUGAAUUCCAUUUAACAUCCAAGUUGUGUAUAUAAUACAUUCUCUUCAUAUGUCCUCUUACUCUCUCUCUCUCACUCUACAAAUGGUAGUAAUUGUAUAUUUCCUUGCGUCUUCUCUCUCUCUAGACAUCCAGACAAGACCAAACCCACAAAAACCAACUGCGGAGUAAAGCGAUUGGGCUACACAAUUGUCAUCUGCCUUGUGCGUUUUAAAUAGAGAGAUGAUAAAAUUAAGGUUGUUUUCCAUCAAAUAAAUAAAAACAGCAGCAUUGUAUGUAUCA
This is a messenger RNA of Camelina sativa (false flax), 1403 nucleotides long. RefSeq lists its product as uncharacterized. The record is from RefSeq and is a predicted model, not a curated record. NCBI's taxonomy places the organism in Eukaryota, Viridiplantae, Streptophyta, Magnoliopsida, Brassicales, Brassicaceae. Gene Ontology annotation, cellular component: chloroplast membrane.